ACUGACAACAAAUUAGGCUAAAUGGAAAAUAUAACGUAAUAGAUUUAAUUGUUUACACUCAAAUAUGUCUACUAGGUUUAGUGCUGAGUGAAUUGAGGGUGGUCGUUUUCUACAUAGCUGCCGUCCAUAGGAAUACCUUGUAGACAACCCAUUCCUUUUGGCAGGCUACACUUCAGUGCUACACACGCUAUACACUCUCGCGGCUCUAGCAAACCAUUGGCAAGGACGAUAGUGCGCGUCCCCGUGACAGUCUCGCCACAGAAAACAAAGCUGCGCGGCGGCUUCCAUUACAGCCAGCAGAACUCUAGGAAGAUCUGCACAGAGACAUCUGAAAUAUCGUUCAUAAGAUGGAUCUACUGCUAAUUUAGGGACCGCAGAUAUAGAGGCCUGCUUGGAGGACAGUAAGACAGCAGGACACUCGCUGGACUGACAAAACAUUUUUCGGGAGUGCUUUGUCUUGGCCAGCUAGCAAGCCAUCAUUGUCGUUUCUGUUACCAGCCAUCCAGCUAUUCUGCUAGCUGAACAGCUACGGAAAACAGCGCCAUGUUGUUGUCAAAAAGGGCUUGUUAGGAAGACAAAUCUUGACUGAAAGGCGGAACAUUUCCCCACCAGGACUCUCCGUUUUCCUUCAGGGAUCCCGAAUCUGCGCUCCAGUGGCGGAGCCCUCGGACUGUUGUCAAUCGGCGACAUGGCGGAGCCAAGCUACUCCUGGGCGUACUCCCUCGUGGACUCCAGUCAGGUGUCCACCUUCCUCAUCUCCAUCCUCCUCAUCGUUUAUGGCAGCUUCAGAUCAUUAAAUAUGGACACUGAGAACCAGGAGAAGGACAAAGAUGGGAAUCCCACGACAACCUCCUUCAGCAACAGUAAUUCCAAUAACAGUAUUCAGACCAUAGACUCCACACAGGCACUGUUCCUGCCCAUCGGGGCGUCUGUCUCUCUGCUCGUCAUGUUCUUCUUCUUCGACUCUGUCCAGGUGGUCUUCACCAUCUGCACUGCAGUCUUAGCCACCAUUGCAUUUGCAUUCCUCCUUUUGCCAAUGUGCCAGUACCUAACCAAACCCUGCUCUCCAACAAACAAGAUUUCAUUUGGCUGCUGCGGCCGUUUUACUUUGGCUGAGCUGCUCUCCUUCUCCCUCUCAGUCAUGCUGGUGCUCAUUUGGGUGCUGACGGGACACUGGCUUCUUAUGGAUGCCUUGGCCAUGGGUCUGUGUGUGGCCAUGAUUGCCUUUGUGCGGCUGCCCAGUCUCAAGGUGUCGUGCCUGCUCCUGUCUGGCCUGCUCAUCUACGAUGUGUUCUGGGUCUUCUUCUCGGCGUAUAUCUUCAACAGCAACGUGAUGGUGAAGGUGGCCACCCAGCCGGCCGACAACCCGCUGGACGUGCUCUCGCGCAAGCUGCACCUGGGCCCUGGCGUGGGCCGCGACGUGCCGCGCCUCUCGCUGCCCGGCAAGCUGGUCUUCCCCAGCUCCACAGGCAGCCACUUCUCCAUGCUUGGCAUCGGCGACAUCGUCAUGCCAGGCCUGCUGCUCUGCUUUGUGUUGCGCUACGACAACUACAAGAAGCAGGCUAGCAGCGAGGCCGGGGGCACGGGGCCCGCAGGGCCGUCGCCCGGCCGCAUGCAGCGUGUCUCCUACUUCCACUGCACACUCAUCGGAUACUUUAUCGGGUUGCUGACAGCCACCGUGGCGUCCCGUAUCCACCGUGCGGCCCAACCGGCCCUCCUCUACCUGGUGCCCUUCACACUGCUGCCUCUGCUGACCAUGGCCUACCUGAAGGGCGACCUGAGGCGCAUGUGGUCGGAGCCGUUUCACACCAAGGGCACCAGUACCCGCUUCCUGGAGGUAUGAUGCGUCACGGGUGAGACAGCGCGAAGGGAGGCAGCCGAGCCACCACCACCCCCCUAAACCGGACAUCCCCAAUGCCCCGUCCCCACCGACCCACCCUUCACACACUCCGAGAGAGAGAGAGAGAGAGAGAGAAAGAAGAGAUAGAGGGAGCAGUUCUCCGCCCUCCCCCCUCCCCAAAUAUCUCAAACGCAUGGGGUUGUAGGGGAGGGAAGACGAGGACGUCUCCUCCAUCACUUUCUUCCUGCCAUUCUGCUGUGGUUUCUUCUCCUCCGACGCACCAGGACCAGGAGAAUGGAAGGAACGACAAACCAAACGCAGGAGGUGGAGGGGGGGAAAAACGAUAAGGAAAAACGCAGCAGCUCUCGUCGGAUCUCCACUGCCAAGCAAACUCUGUUUUUUUACUCCUCUCCCCCCUUUUUACGUUUCUCUCUCUGUCUUUCAGCACCCUCUUUCUUGGCACGUUUCUUUCUCUCUCUCGCUCUCUCUCUCUUUCUCUUUGGCCUCCACCUCCCAUUCUGUUAAGUGGCACUCUACCUCUUGCCAUCUCUCUCUUUAAUUUUCAGUUUGUUUUGCAUCAGUUUACCUCUUUCUUUCCCUCUCUUUCUUUCUUUCUUUCUUUCUUUCUUUCUUUCUCUCUCUCUUUCUCCCCCAACCCCUACCCAUCCCCCACUAGUUGGUUCUGCUGAAGUGAAAGAGGCUUGUCCUCCCUUCUGGACUGGAUGGUUUGUGCGACCGAAGACUGAAUCGCCUCCAGCUCAAAUGAUGAUGUUAUAAUAAUUUCUUUUUUUCUUAUUCAUUUUGGAUAAUUUUUUUCUUGUUGUUGGCAUUUGUUGUUGUUGUUUUUUUUUGUGUGUGUGUGUGUGUUUUUUGUUUUUUGAGUCGUUUCAAAUCCGCAUCAUUUAAAGACUGAACGGACAUUUAAAAAAAAAUGAUGGUGACGUGAUAUUUUUUUUUUUUUAAAUCACUGCACAGCAGAAAAUGCAAACAGGACCGCCGCUGUCUGCAAGGACGAUCAUGAUGACCCCGCCCAUCACUGGGACCAGCACAAGCAUUAAGGCCAACACACACGUUUACCAUUUCCUUUCUCUCUCUCUCUCUCUCUCUAAUUACUUUUCUCUCUCUUCUCUCGUCGUUACAGAUACAUGUAUUUUAUUUAGAAAGAAAAAGAGAAAGAUUUUAUUCUUGCCAUAUAAAGAAAAUGAUGCAUUAUUGAAAACAAAACAAAAAACAAAAAAAGAAAUAGUGUGUCCUCACACUUUUUUUGUAAAUAGAUGUACACACGUAUUAAGGUUAUCAUGUUUUGGGGUGGGGGGAGCUGUGUGUGUGUGUGGUUUGUGUGUGUGGUUUGUGUGAAUGGUGUUUGAAAUUUGUAGAGGAACUAAUUUCAUUGUUGCUUUUAGCUACGGGCAUGGAGGCUGAGAUUUAUGGCGGUAUCGUGGGAUGAACAUUUUGGGGUUUUGGACACAUGUAUGGUGUGUGUAUGAUGUGUGUGCGAGAGUGAUGUAUAUGCGAGUGGUGUGUGUGUGUGUGUGUGUGUGCGAGAGUGAUGUAUAUGUGAGUGGUGUGGUGUGUGUGUGAGAGAGAGAGAGAGAGAGAGAGAUGUGUGUGCGAGUGGUGUGUGUGUGGUGCUAGGCUCUGAUGUAUAAAUCUGACAACCUACAGAAUCGGCCCCACGCUCCUCUUCCCAUAUUUAGUGCAGAACAAGAUGUCCAGCGUUUUUUGGAUUUUGUUUUGUGUUCGAUUUUCGUUUAGGCUAACUGCUCUCGUCCAACCAUGCUUUUGCCCAACCUCUGUGUGUUAGAGUGAGAAAGAGAGAGGGGAGAGAGAUUGGUUUGUUUUGGUUUUUGUGAAUGUGUUGAUCUUUUGUGUGUGACUAUCCAUAAGAGAAGUAGUUCUGUUGUUUUGCCCUCGAGGGCUGGGGAGGGUAACAUUUAAGGAUUGUAAAAUUGAAAUAAAUCAGUGCGCCCUGUUUCCUCCUGGACACGGUCAGAUUGGCACUUUUUGGUUUCGUUUUCUCGUGUGUUAAGAUGUGGUAGGAACGGUGACACCCCAAAACACAAGUCCUUUUGAAUUCUUUUGAGAAGAAACUGGAAUUGGAAGGUGUGUGUGUGUGUGUGUGUGUGUGUGUGUGUGUGUGUGUGUGUGUGUGUGUGUGUGUGUGUGUGUGUGUGUGUGUGUGUGUGUGUGUCAGAGAGAGUGUGUGAGAGCAUGCGAGCGAGAGACAGAACACAGUUUGCUGGCUUUGGGAUGUCUAGGUUUCCGGCUUUUUUUUUUUUUCUCCCCAUUUCUUUUCUUGUUUCCAGCUUUUAUGAGCCUCUCUGUCAGGUCUCAGGCCUUGCAUGUCAUGUACAGCGUGUCAGUCAUUCCUCUGAACUGCAUUUCAAAGGGCCAUGGCGACAGCACCCACCCCACCCCACCCAACCCUACACGCAUACAUACACAUGCACACACACAAACCCAGAACCCUUCAACAUGGACGUUGGCACAAAGAAUAAAAAAAGAUAAUUCUAGAUGAAAAGAGGAACCCCAUCAGGACAGUGGUGACUUGGGAACCUCUGGCUGUUUCUAUUCAACUUGUUUGUUUGAUUUUUGUUGGGUUGGACCCUCCUACCCCCAGCAGAAUGUUGCAGUAAAGUUGUCCCCCACUCCCACUCCAGAUGUGGUGUUGACAUUGACUGGCUCGAGGUGACAUGACCAACCCCAGCUUCCUGUCACACCCCCCUCCUCUAGCAACAUGGCUGUUCAGCCCGUAACCAUGGACACGGACCCACACAUCCCACAUCCGCAUCCCCCAGCCCCCCAUGGAUGUUACCAAGCAAACAUACAUACACAAACACACGGCAAAGAUGGAACUUAAAAAACAAGUACACAAUGAGGAUGAGAUGGUGGCGAUUUAAAAAAACCGAACUUCUUUUUUUAACGAAAGAUUGCUCUUGGUUUAUCCCGUUUGUAAUAUGAUUUUUUUUUUGCCACUUAGUACUGUAGAGUUUUAUUUUAUACUCAUCUCCCACCUACCCUUCCCUACUCUUUCCUGCUGCCCCCUCUUCCCUCCACCAGGGGGCAAUGGCUCUGUUGGUGUUUCUCAACAUUACAGCCAAAAUGGAUUCUGUACAAAAUUUAAAAAAAACUAUAAAAAUAAAAAAAUGAAGUGAAAUAACUAAAUAAAGAACUGUGUAGUGAAACAUAUGGAACCUGACGAGCUGUACCUGGAAACAUUUCAUCACCCCCCUCUAACCCCAACCUACCCUUAACCUUGACCCCUUGCUUACCCCCCUCCCCUGAGCCCUCAAUCAGUCAGGAUUGUGCUGUAAAUAAACACGACUCUAACUGUA
Messenger RNA from Clupea harengus (Atlantic herring), 5175 nucleotides. It is a transcript of the gene sppl3, whose product is annotated as signal peptide peptidase 3. The record is from RefSeq and is a predicted model, not a curated record. Gene Ontology annotation, cellular component: cytoplasmic side of endoplasmic reticulum membrane; Golgi-associated vesicle membrane; lumenal side of endoplasmic reticulum membrane. Gene Ontology annotation, biological process: membrane protein proteolysis. Lineage: Eukaryota; Metazoa; Chordata; Actinopteri; Clupeiformes; Clupeidae. Gene Ontology annotation, molecular function: aspartic endopeptidase activity, intramembrane cleaving.